AUGCGGGAUCGACUAUGCGAGCCAGUAUACAUCAAACCAGCCCACAAGCGUGCCGCACCCACAAAGGCAUACAUCUGCGUCUUCGUUUGUUUCUGCACGAAAGCUGUCCACCUUGAGUUGGCCAGUGACCUGUCGACGCAAGCUUUCCUAUGUGCUCUACGUCGCUUCAUCGCUCGCCGUGGCCGACCGUCGGACAUUUAUUCCGAUAACGGCAAAAACUUUGAGGGAGCAGCCAACGAACUUGGAGAAGUGUAUCGGAUGCUGAGAAAUGAGAACGAGAGGGAGUUAAUCAGAUCAUCAGAAACCAGCGAGGAAAUCAACUGGCACUUCAGCCCACCAAAGGCACCACAUUUCGGAGGACUGUGGGAGGCGGCAGUGAAAGUGGCGAAACGACAGCUAGGAAAUUCGAGACUUUCCUUUGAACACCUAACAACAAUCCUCACUCAAAUCGAAGCGAGCAUGAACUCGCGUCCUCUCGUUCCUUGA
Molecule: messenger RNA, 486 nt
Organism: Toxorhynchites rutilus septentrionalis
Lineage: Eukaryota; Metazoa; Arthropoda; Insecta; Diptera; Culicidae
Exons: 1
Coding region: 1-486 (161 amino acids)
Molecular function (GO): nucleic acid binding
Source: RefSeq, a predicted model, not a curated record